Molecule: messenger RNA, 945 nt
Organism: Peronospora farinosa
Lineage: Eukaryota; Oomycota; Peronosporomycetes; Peronosporales; Peronosporaceae
Source: the annotation of a GenBank genome assembly
AUGUCUUCCUCUUCUGCUGCCAGCGCUUUGGUCGCUACCUCCACACCAAGCACAAGUAUUAGUAGUGUACCAGAUGACGGCCGUCUAUUUCAUUUAGAGUCCGGUGGUAGCACCAGCUCUAGCGGGCUUCCAUCAGCCUCAACUGCCACCGGCGGCUGUUCACGCGCGCUACAGCGCCGCUUCCCUCGUGUCCGGCGGUGUCUCACCCGCGCGUCGCUGGGGCUGCACAUGAGCAGAGCAGCCAAUGAACUGACGGUAAUUGUAGCGCUGUUGCUGAUGGGGAUCGUGGGCACCUUUGCGCUGCACCAGUUGAUGAGCCCGGAAAUCGAGGCGCUUACUCAGCAGCGAGAACGGCUUAAGGAUGACGUGAUAAUGCUGCGGCUGCAAGUGGAGAAUAUGACGCGCAUCGCUGAGAGUCGCCUAGAGACCAUCCACCUGCUAGAGACGGAACUUGAGCGACAGCACGUUCAAGCGGCGGAAGCUGCGGCCAGCUCUGAUACAAAAGGUAACGCUAUUUCGGCUGCGGCUCCUAAUGAGUUGAAGAGCGGCGAGCUUCGUCCGAGUGUGGUGUUACCUACGAUCUUCUACACCCUGCUGCUGGGAUCCGUCGUGCUUGCAUCUGUGGUUUACCGCAUCAUGCUUAUCAUCCGAGGCGAGAUUGUCGCACAGCAGAAGCUAGGAAGGAAGCAGUACGUUGAUACUAGUGGCUCUGGCGAGCUUAUGAUGCCGUCGGUUACGGAGUUGUCUUUGGACGGCCGACGAAAUGGAAGAGGAACGCCGCCGCUUUCUCCGACGCGAGAGCCAAUCGUUGAUGACGCGGUGUCCAGCGACACCCGAAGUGGUGCGUCUAACGGUACCAACUCGUCUCUCAGUCCUAAAACAACCGACGAGUCUUCACCGCAGUGCUACAAGCGCGCUCCAGGAUCAUCACCCACGAUCGUCUAA